AUGACGACGUUGGAGGAAAAGGACCCUGAACAGGCCGUGCCAGUGGUUGAGUUUGACACGAAGUCGACGCGAUCCUCCAGGGCCCUCUCUGUCGACGGGGAAUCCGUCACGACCUACUCCAAGUCUCACUACGGCUCUAUGUCCGACAGUGAUGAGCCUGGUCCUUCGGCUCCUCCACCCAUUGUGUUGGCCGAGAAGGAGCAACGGGCUGUCUUGUUUUUCAAGGUCCUUGUCAUUGUCGUGUUGGGCUUGUCCUUGAUUGCCCUGGCGACUGCCACCUAUCUUCUCAUCCGCAACGAGGAGCAGGAUGACUUUGAGGCCCAGUUCAACAGCUACGCGUCCGAGAUCAUUGCGGUUUCCAAGAGGAACCUCGCCAACUCGAUGAGGGCAUUGGACGGUUUCACAGUCAUGCUCACCAGUUACGCCAAGAGUACCAACCAGACCUGGCCUUUCGUCACCGUCCGAGACUACGAAGCUAGGGCCACCAAGACUGUCGAGAUGGUGGGCGCCUUCUUCAUGAUCUUGGGUCCGUACGUGACUGGAGAACAGCGCCUUGAAUUUGAAGAGUAUGCUCUUUACAACAAGGAGUGGGCCUGUCAGCAAACCUUGGACUAUGUCGCACCCGGCGAAGACUAUAACAUUUCUGAAAUCUACCCCAUGGAUGUCAUCAGCGUUCGUCCCAACAUCUCCAAUACAGAGCAGUUCCCACAAACUGGACCCGGUCCGCACAUUGUCAACUAUCAGUUGGCGCCCACAGCUCCAGGCAGAAACACUAUCUUUCGCAUGUCGGACAUGUACGAAGACACACAGGGCACUGUUCCCAAUGCCUUUGAGACCAUGAAGAUCACCAAGACACCCACCAUCAACUUUGGAAUCUACGGACUCAGCCAGAUCCUGUUUCCUAUCUUUGAAGACGUCCCCAAUCCCAACAUCCCGGGCAGUCUCGAUGAAAGCAAGGUCGUUGCCAUCUUGCGCACCACGGUAAAAUGGGAGAACUAUCUCAAGAACUUGGUCCCUCCAAAUGUCAAUGGAAUUGUCGUUGUCUUUGAGUCGAGCUGCAACAAGACAGUCUCUUACGAAAUUGAUGGGUUGAAUGCAGCUCCCUUGGGAAACGAAGACAUGUCUGAUCCUAACUACGCUCAUCUUGCCGUGGAGGAAGAGUUCCUCACCAUCCCCUACAGCGAAGAUGUUGUGCUCCCUCCCCACCUCUGUGUCCCUCAAAUCAAGAUUCGAGUGGUUCCGUCCCAAGAGCUCGAAGAAACGUUCAUGACCAAUAGGCCUUAUUACUAUGCUGCCAUCGUGGCGUCAGUUGUCUUGUUCACCGCACUCAUUUUCGCGCUGUACGAUCAAACUGUGCGACGUCGUCAGAGGAUCUUUAUGCAGCGAGUCAUCCGCCAGGACCGCAUCGUUUCCAACGUUUUCCCAGCGGCCAUUCGUGAUCGUCUCUACAACGUGCAACCCCAGAGCAAAUUGCAUGGAGACGGUAGCUCCACUAUGACCGAUCUGGAUCUCGAUGAUCCCUUUGGUUUGCUUUCGACCCCGCCCAUUGCGGACCUGUUUCUGAGCUCAACGGUGCUUUUCGCGGACAUCAGUGGAUUCACAGCAUGGAGUUCUGCGCGUGAACCGCCCCAAGUAUUUGCUUUGUUGGAAUCAGUCUACUCCUCCUUUGACAAGGCCGCUAAUAGCCUGGGAGUGUUCAAAGUUGAGACGGUCGGAGAUUGCUACGUUGCCUGUUGUGGUUGUCCUGAGGAAAACGAAAACCAUGCUUUGGUAAUGGCAAGGUUUGCCAGAGAAUGUAAUGUCAAGAUGAAGCAGAUGACGCGCAAGCUGGAGGUUCGCUUAGGUCCUGACACAGGCGACCUAAAGCUCCGCAUUGGCCUUCACUCAGGUCAAGUGACUGCUGGAGUUCUCCGUGGUGAACGUUCACGAUACCAAAUCUUCGGUGAUACGGUGAACACCACGUCUAGAAUUGAAAGCACAGGUAUGGGUGGCAAAAUCCAUGUGUCGAAUAUCACAGCUGAACUGCUGCGCACGAAACAUAACAAAGAGCAGUGGUUGAUUCGUCGGAGCGAGUUGACGCCAAUCAAAGGCAAAGGCGACCUCCAGACGUUCUGGCUCGAAACCAAAUCGGACACAGCCAAACGUGAAAAGUACGGACACAAGGACAGGAAGUCAGCCGCCCCCUUGGAAGAGUCCGGCCAUCAGAUGUUGUCUAUUCAGGAGGAAAACGAUGUAGCACGUGAGGACGAAUCUGAAACCUUUGUCGAUCCUGAUGAAGAGGAUGAUGCCGGUCUCAGUUCAAAGAAAGAACGGUUGGUGGGAUGGCUUGUCGAGGUCAUGGUCAAGCUUCUGCAACAGGUUGUUGCUGCUCGGAAUAGCUCCCAGACUUCCAAGUCGAGGAAGCCGAGUCGAAACUUUGAAGAGAAGAUCGGUCAAGGUGCGACUGUUCUUGAAGAAUUCAAGGAAAUCAUUCACCUUCCCAAGGUUUCCAAUGAAGACAUUUUCCGACGACAAGACCCCGAUUCAAUUGAGUUGGGUGAAGCAGUCAUCUCUCAACUACGCGACUACAUUGCGUGCAUUGCUGAUAUGUACAACCCAAAUUCGUUCCACAACUUCGAGCAUGCCGUUCACGUCACUUCUUCGGUCAGGAAGAUGUUGACCCGCAUCGUGAAGCGCACAGGUGUUUCACAAGAAAAUGCCCCGGGUCUAGUGGAUAUGGCAGGGCAUUCUUAUGGAAUCACAUCGGACCCAAUGACGCAGCUGGCCGUCAUCCUUUCUGCUGUUAUGCACGACGCUGACCAUCCUGGUGUGGGCAAUGUGCAGCUAGUGAAGGAGAACACUCCCAAUGCCAUUCGUUACAAGAAGAGUAUUGCCGAACAGAACUCCGUCGACCAAUGCUGGGAGCUGCUGAUGAGGCCAGACUACAAGGACCUCCGUGCCUGUAUUUACACAACGGAGGACGAGUUGUUGCGAUUCCGUCAGUUGGUUGUCAACACAGUCAUGGCAACUGACAUUGUCGAUAAAGAAUUGGGUGCCCUUCGUAAAGGACGCUGGGAGAAGGCGUUCACCAAGGAACUCUUUGACGUGGACUGUGUGGAUAGGAAGGCCACCAUCGUGAUUGAGCAUCUUAUUCAGGCUUCUGACGUUUCCCAUACCAUGCAGCAUUGGCAAAUUUACAAGCGAUGGAAUGAGAGAUUCUUCGAAGAGGUAUACGGUGCCUGGAAGGCCGGUCGUGGUGGUGACACGGAUCCUUCAUUGGGUUGGUACAAGGGCGAGAUUGGUUUCUUUGACUUCUAUGUGAUCCCCUUGGCCAAGAAGCUUGAAAGCUGUGGUGUUUUCGGAGUCAGUUCACACGAAUACUUGCAGUACGCUCAGCAAAACCGCGAGGAAUGGGUCAGGAAGGGAGAGGAUAUUGUGAAGGAAUAUCUUGUCAAGUACGGCUCCAGUGCGGAUUCCAAUGAUGCGCGCGUCGACAUGUCUUGCUAG
Molecule: messenger RNA, 3486 nt
Organism: Seminavis robusta
Lineage: Eukaryota; Bacillariophyta; Bacillariophyceae; Naviculales; Naviculaceae
Source: the annotation of a GenBank genome assembly